Messenger RNA from Danio rerio (zebrafish), 1456 nucleotides. It is a transcript of the gene soul3, whose product is annotated as heme-binding protein soul3. NCBI's taxonomy places the organism in Eukaryota, Metazoa, Chordata, Actinopteri, Cypriniformes, Danionidae. The record is from RefSeq and is marked validated.
AGAUCGGAUCGUGCGCUCCGGUAACCGUCACGGAAACGGACGGCUCUCCUGUAUGUUCUGAACACUUUCUGUCUGCGGUAAACACGGUCCUGCGGUAAACUCGAUGGAUAGCGGCGGGUGUCGGAUGAACGGCGGCGGCGGAGGACUAGACAUGAUCAGCCUGGAGGAUCUGGAGUCGGUGUCGGAGGAGCAGCUGGAGCUGGAGGAACCGGAACCGGAGAUGGAGGAGGAGGAUCUAGAUCAGGGCGGCAGACUCCUGCAGUACUGGAGGGACGCGGCCCGCGGACACCAGGUGGAGGUGCCGACAGACAUGGCACAACCCAUCCAGCAGAUCACCUCCAAUAAUGAUGGCGCACACACACGGGAACCAGUUCCCUACACACUCAUCACACGCAAGGAGAAGUGUGGCGAGGUGCUGUACGAGAAGCGGCACUAUGAGAAAGCACACUGGGCCUGCAUCACGGUUCACGAGGACACGUAUGAACAGAGCAUCUGCUACGGCUUCAUGAAGAUCAUGAGGUUCAUCUGCCAGCAGAACUCAGCAGGCAGUUAUCUGGGCAUGACGAUACCCAUCGUGACGGUGGUGCGCACAGAUGAGAGUAACACCACUCUGUCCCGCGCCGUCACUGUGGCCUAUUACCUGCCCACACCGUACCAGAACGACCCACCGCGACCGUACGACCCAGAUAUCCUCAUUGAACAGUGGCCCGCUGCGAUAGUCUACAGUCGGUCGUUCACGGGCGCCACUAACGAGCUGUCGAUCCUCCAUGAGCUGCGCAGUCUGGUCGAGGCUCUGGACUCUCCCGCUCUGGGGAGCGACUCCUUCAUCGUGGCCGGAUACACAAACCCUGCGGCCGCACACCGACACAACGAGAUCUGGUUCCUGGAGAGACCCUGAGCCCACCCCUUACCUCCAGCGGCGCUGCUGAUUGGCCGAGUCUGUCUCAUGUAUAUGCCUAACACGGAUUAUAAGCUAAACCCAAACACACACCAAAACUGGAGAAUCACUGACGAGCCACAACACUGAUGCUGAACGACAAUCAUGUGCGCGCCAUCAUCAUGAGCGCACACACACACACAGAGAUGCACAUAGAAAUACGUUUCUAGAAAUACAUAUUCAUGUAAUGAAUCCACAAAUCUAUAACACACACACACACACACACACACACACAUUUAUAUAUAUAUGAAUAUAUUCCGUCAUAGUGCUAUUUUUGUGAAAUAUUUUUGUAGCCAAAUGUGUCCUCCUGUGUACCUGCUGUAAGUGCAGAUGUGAAGCAGUGAAAUAAACCGCUGUUCUGUCCUCUCAGAGUGUGUGUGAACGCUGUCCUCAGACCAGUGUGUGUGUGUGUGUGUGUGUGUUUUCCAGCCUCAUGUACAGAGCGCUGUGAAUGUAAACGCCACUGUGACCAGGCUUCAUGUUUCUCUUCUGAUCUGAAUAAUAAACUCACUGAAAUGA